Molecule: messenger RNA, 7142 nt
Organism: Rhinolophus ferrumequinum (greater horseshoe bat)
Lineage: Eukaryota; Metazoa; Chordata; Mammalia; Chiroptera; Rhinolophidae
Gene: REST
Product: RE1 silencing transcription factor
Exons: 4
Coding region: 504-3422 (972 amino acids)
Biological process (GO): regulation of gene expression
Cellular component (GO): nucleus
Source: RefSeq, a predicted model, not a curated record
GAGUCAGGUCCUGAGGCCAAGGAGCUGAGCUGCUUGGGGCCGUAGUCCUGAAACUUCCUCCUAGUCCUCCUGCUGCUCCCAGGUCCCGUCGCAGCCCCUCGCCUGCCCGCGGCCCUCCCGUCCCCCUCCCUCUCCCUCUCGCCGGAAGGCGCCGUUGAGUGCGGCCGGGCGGGUUGAGUCAGCCCCGGGGCCCAGGCGGUUCCGCCAAUGGGGCUGGACAGCGAUUUCAGCGCUCGGGCGGUUCCAUCGUCGCGGCCCUCCGCGCCCGGCCACCUUGCUGCCGGAGUUGGCGGGGCUGGGGCUCGCGUCCCGCGGGGCGCCGUGGGGGAGUGAGUUCGCAAACUUCCGGGGCGCGAGGGGGCGGUCGGCGCGCGUGGGGGCCCCCUCAGGCGCUCGGGGCCGGACGCCUCCGGAGGGCGCCCGCGGAGCCUCCCCGGCCCUCCGCGGAGGGCGAGCUCAGGGACGGUGAGAGGAGCCGGGACGCCAGCGACGCGAAUACAGUUAUGGCAACCCAGGUAAUGGGGCAGUCAUCUGGAGGAGGAGGACUGUUCAACGGCAGUGGCAAUAUUGGCAUGGCCUUGCCUAAUGACAUGUAUGACUUGCAUGACCUCUCCAAAGCUGAACUGGCUGCGCCUCAGCUUAUCAUGUUAGCAAAUGUGGCAUUAACAGGGGAAGUAAAUGGCAGCUGCUGUGAUUACCUGGUUGGCGAAGAAAGACAGAUGGCAGAAUUGAUGCCAGUUGGGGAUAACAACUUUUCGGAUAGUGAUGGAGAAGGACUUGAGGAGUCACCUGAAAUAAAAGGUGAACCCAAUGGACUGGAAAACAUGGGACUGGAAAGUUUGGAACUCAGUGUUGCAGAACCACAGCCUGUGUUUGAGGUUUCAGCUGCCCCAGAAAUUUACAACUCGAAUAAAGAUCUUCCUCCUGAAACACCCGGAACAGAGGACAAAUGCAAGAACUUGAAGACCAAACCCUUUCGCUGUAAGCCAUGCCAGUAUGAAGCAGAAUCUGAAGAACAGUUUGUGCAUCACAUCAGAGUUCAUAGUGCCAAGAAAUUUUUUGUGGAAGAAAGUGCAGAGAAGCAAGCAAAAGCCAGGGAAUCUGGCUCUUCCACUGCAGAAGAGGGAGAUUUCUCCAAGGGCCCCAUUCGCUGUGACCGCUGUGGCUACAAUACCAAUCGAUAUGAUCACUAUACUGCUCACCUGAAACACCACACCAGAGCUGGGGAUAAUGAGCGAGUCUACAAGUGCAUCAUUUGCACAUACACCACAGUAAGCGAAUAUCACUGGAGAAAACACUUGCGAAACCAUUUUCCGAGGAAAGUAUACACAUGUGGAAAAUGCAACUAUUUUUCAGACAGAAAGAACAAUUAUGUUCAGCAUGUUCGAACUCAUACAGGAGAACGCCCAUAUAAAUGUGAACUUUGUCCUUACUCAAGUUCUCAGAAGACUCAUCUAACUAGACAUAUGCGUACUCAUUCAGGUGAGAAGCCAUUUAAAUGUGAUCAGUGCAGUUAUGUGGCCUCUAAUCAACAUGAAGUAACCCGCCAUGCAAGACAGGUUCACAAUGGGCCUAAACCUCUUAACUGCCCACACUGUGACUAUAAAACAGCAGAUAGAAGUAACUUCAAAAAACACGUAGAGCUACAUGUUAAUCCACGGCAGUUCAAUUGUCCUGUAUGCGACUAUGCAGCUUCCAAGAAGUGUAAUCUUCAGUAUCAUUUCAAAUCUAAGCAUCCUACAUGUCCUAAUAAAACAAUGGAUGUCUCAAAAGUGAAACUAAAGAAAACCAAAAAGCGAGAGGCCGAUUUGCCUGAUAACAAUAAUACCAAUGAAAAAACAGAAACAGAGCAGACAAAAAUAAAGGGGGAUGUGGCUGGAAAGAAGAAUGAGAAGUCUGUAAAAGUGGAGAAAAAAGAUAAUGUUUCAAAAGAGAAAAAGCCUUGUAUUAAUGCUUCAAUCCAAGUGACUACCAGAACGCGCAAAUCAGCAAUGGAAACUAAAGAGAUGGAUGUGCAUACUGGAAAUAAUUCAGAAAAAACCUGCAAAACCAAGAAAAGCAAAAGGAAGAUGGAAACUGAAGCCCAUUCCUUACAAGAUCCUAUUAAUGAUGAGGAACCUGUGACAAAAAAGAAAAAGAAGACAGAAAGCAAAUCCAAAAAUAGUCAGGAAAUGCCAAAGGGUGAAAACAAAGUAGAGGAGAAUAAAAAGCAAAAUGCUUGCAUGAAAAAAAGUACAAAGAAGAAAACCCUGAAAAAUAAAUCAAGUAAAAAGAGCAGCAAACCUGCUCAGGAGGAGCCUGCUCAGAGGGAGCCUGCUCAGAGGGAGCGUGCUCACGGGGAGCCUGCUCAGGGGGAGCCUGCUCAGGGAGAGCCUGCUCAGACAGAGCCGCCUCAGACAGAGCUUCCGCCUCCCAUGGAGCCUCCUCAGGUGGGGCCUGUUCAGACAGAGCCUCCUCCCAUGGAGCUUGUUCAGAAGGAGCCUGUGGAGAUGGAGGAGCCUCCUGCUGUGGAGCCUCCUCCUCCUCCUCCUAUGGAGCCGCCUUUUCACGUGGAACCGAUUCCCAAAAAGUCUCCUCGAAAAGAUAAUAAAAAGGAAAAGUCUAACAUGAAUGAAAUGGCACGGAAGGAGCAAGUCCUUAUUGAAGUUGGCUUAGUGCCUGUUAAAGACAGCCAACUUCUAAAGGAAAAUGCAGGUGCACAGGAUCUCUUAGCUCCAUCAUCACCGCUGCCAAAGGAAAACUUAAAAGAAGAGGAAUCAAAAGACCAAAAAUUAUUCACCCAAGGCGAAGAAAAUAAAGAAGCUCCUCUUCAAAAAGUAGAAGCAGAAGGGGCAGAUAAGAGUCUAGUUGGUCCUGCUCCAGUUAUCAAGGAAUCUGCCAAUAUUUCAUCCUCUGAACAAAACUUGAAUAUGCCAGAGGGUGAAACUUUAGAUGGUGAACAUCAGGCUGACACUAGGCUUUGUGGAAUGGAUGUGGAUACUGAUGAAAACAAAACAGAGAAUCCCCCUGGUAAAGACUCAGCAGUUGAAGAACCAGUUUUGCCCCUGCUUCUUCCCCUACCAAUAGAAAAAGGUGAAGCAGUGUCCAAAACUGCUGUGGCAUCAUCUCCUGUUACCAUGGCAAUACAUGAGUCUCAGGAAAUGGAUGAAGAUGAAGGCAUCCACAGUCAUGAUGGAAGUGACCUAAGUGACAACAUGUCAGAGGGUAGUGAUGAUUCUGGAUUGAAUGGGGCUCGGCCGAUUCCACAAGGAACUAGUAGAAAAAAUGCAAAGGAAGCCUUGGUAGUCAAAGUGGCUGAGGGGGAUUUUGUUUGUAUCUUUUGUGAUCGUUCUUUUAGAAAGGAAAAAGAUUACAGCAAACACCUCAAUCGCCAUUUGGUUAAUGUAUACUUCCUUGAAAAAGCAGCUAAAGGGCAGGAGUAAUUAAACUUUGGAAAAGGCUUCAGUUCUUAGUUUGUAAGGUUGCUUACAUUUUAUAUUCAUUUAUAGUAGUAGACAACCUUUUAUUUUAAAAAUUGCUUUAAUUAGUGUCCGAUGUUGAUUUUUAAGUAGCACUCUUUUCCUUAGGACUCUAUAAGUAUUGUAUAAAUUUUAGCAAAUCCAAGGGAGUUAGUGUACUAAACCAGCAGACAGCUAAAUCUGUUAGCUUAUGCAUUUAAUUGAAACAAGGAGGCCAAGGUGGUAUUAUAGCAGUCUAUUGCUUUGUCUAGCUAUAACUUGUCAGUUUUCCCCCCAUGUCUGUCUUCCUGUUUGAGUUUAGUUUAUUCUUAGUCCUCGUGUAGCUCUAUAAAAAUUGGCAUACUUAAAUAGCAAAUUACUUGAAGAAUUUGCCUGCUUUAUAUAAAGUUAGCACUUUAAAAUUUUUUUAGAUAUGAGAAGAGACAUUUAAAUUGAAGAAAAACUCUCCCAACAAUGGACAUUGUUUCAGUCCAGGUAUUUACUUCCUGAGUUUUGAUCAAUAUUUCUUAUUUGUGUAUGUUAAUCGUCAUAAAAACAAUGAUUUUGGUGUGUUUUUUUAUUUUGGUGCUUUAAUGGCUUAAGAUGUUGCACAUUGUUUUUUUGUGUUUUUUUUUAACCUAUGCAGUUAAAUUUUUCUAGAAAUAGCAUUUGUGUUGAACAGUAACACUUUAUACAUAUAUAUGCAUGUUUAUUUUGUCCUCUUUGGAGGGAUGCUUUUAGUCUCGUUUGCAAAAGGGCAGUUUUCUUUUUCCUGUGCUGCAAUUGUCUUUUUUGCAGAAUAUUAGUGUGUGAAAGUUUGUGAGCAAAUGAAACAUGCAGGUUCAAUUCAUUGAUUUUGAUUUUCACAUCUUAUAUCUAUGCCAGAAUCUGUAUUUCAUGUUAUUUAUUUUAAAUGGAUGUAGUAAAUUCACAGCUCUCAGUUUGCAGAUAAAUAAACCACUAGGCUCUAUAUGGAAUGGAUUUUUAUCUCAAAUACCAACCAUCAGUAAAAUUAUUUUGGCCUGUUUUAGUAUAGCUAUUUCUUAAAUGUACAGUCAUAUCUUUGAGGAAAAGAGCUGUAUAAGUGAUAUUUCGACACUGCAAACCUGGAAUUAGAACUUAGUUACUCCUUUAAGCUAUACAGAAGAUCAGUCGUGAGAUUCCAAAGCCGUAGCAGUUAUAUGGAAAGCCUAGGAUGAGAACGACAGUACUGAGUGCUGGAAGACCAGCUGCUACUUCCUAUGAAUACAGUGAAAAAGGCUGGCGAAACUUAAAUACAGUCCAGAUUUUAAAAGCACACUUUCUCAGGGAUCUCCACAAACUAGUGGGUUUCCUGGCUGUCCCUGUGACAGCCUCUUUCUACAGGUGAGGCCUCAAAUGAAUUGCAGCUAUUAUCCUGGUGUUCCUAUGUGGACACUUUGUAUGAAAAAGAGUGUGGACGCCCAAACUAUUUUGGUAGGUCCUUUUGGCCAGAUGCCAAAAAUAUGAAAGAAUCCAACAUAGGAUUUUUUUUUGCUGAUAGUAGUUAUUCAUUGCAGUAAAAAUAAAGUGUGAUCCCAAUAGGGAAUCUUUUGAACAAUUUCCUAUUUUCUAUUCUGAAAUAACCACUUUAUAUGUCAUUGAUUUUCUUUUAUCUGGUGAUCUCUUUGAGGCGCAGGUUUCAGAAUUUGGCAGUGCAACAUGAAAAAGAUUAGGAAAAGCGUUGAUGAAGUGUGGGUGGAAAACUUGUUAAAAAUCUGAGAGUGAAGUUUAAGUUAAAAGACAUUUGAACUUUGAAUUGACUGGGAGACCAAAGAUUCAAAGAAGAUUCUCUCAAGACAUGAGGAGUAAGUUGUGUGUUCAUGGGGUGUGUUUUGUGUGCAUGAAUGGGAAUUUGUAAUUGUUGAAUUCUAGGCUCCGACAAUCAUUGUCAACAGAAGAUCAAGCUGCAGAUAUUUAUGUUUUAAAAUUUAAAUUAUAAAGCUAGUUAAAUCUUUCUAACAACUAGUUUUAAUGUUCAUGGGUACAUAUUAUGUAAGUUAUCUUUUACAUUAUAUAUGAAAAGAUUCAUGUUAAGUACCAAUUGGAGAUUGUGAAUCAGUUUUGGGGAAGAGGUUUUUGAGGAUUCUUUCAUACUACAAAAGAAAAAAAUUGACUUCUGGGGAAUUGGACUGAUUUUCUUAUCUAGUAUUUUAAGACUAGAAUGCUAAAAACAAAAAUAUGAAGGAAAUUAAAACCCCUUAUUAAAUUGAUCUGUGAAAACAUUGUUACUGGAAAUUGAGUAAGACUUGAGGCGUUUCUUCCAGAAAACAAGGACUUGAUUGUCAGGCCUAUAUUAGGUUCUGAACCUUAAUGCCAUGUAUUUGUACUUAUUAAAAAUUGUUUCAAUGAAAAGCAUAUUAAUAAUAGGAACUCCUGGUCUGGUUGGGAGUUCUUCCAUUUGAAAAAAUGUGAUAUUUGCAUGGAACUGUUUGAAUCUUUUUGUUUUCUCAGUUUCCCUUCCACUGGAUAGAAUUAAAGCUAGAAUUUUCCCUUUUGAUAAAGGAAUAAAAAAUGAACAUGUUAUUUGUAAAUUGAUGUUUAGUAACUAGAGAUAAACUUGAAAUACUAGAAUAUGUUAUAAGCCUAAUCAUAGGUAGUCUUAUCAAAAUGUAUCUCUUAACUAUCAUUUGAACCUAUAUUUACAUUGUUUUUCAAGAUACUUUAAGUUAUAUUUUUUCCUCUUUUCUGAGCUGCUUUGGGGCUACUUUUUUAAAAAAUUGAAGUGUAAUGCAUAAGGGGCUACAUUUUUUGGAUAAAGUUUCUUAUAACUGGCCUCUUUUCAGAGCUGCUUCUUUGGGGCUUUUUUUUUUUUAAUUCAAGCGUAAUUCACAAGGAGUAAGUUUUUUUUUUUUUUGAAUACGGCUUCUUAAAACUAUGGCUGGAUGUUUUGCUCUAGUCUUCCAAGAAGGGCCAUUUUAUUUUUCAGUCACUUCUGAAGUCAUGUGGCCUUGUACUUUGGGGACUAUUUUGCAUAUGAGCGCUAAUACAUACUUAAACCCAAGUAGACCUCAUCACAUGUCACACCAUGAAUGUUGACAAUGGAAGGACUACUUGUAGUAUAAUUAAUAUCAGUUCUGGACUGAAAAGCUGGGGAAGAAACGUAAUUUUUUUUUCUUUUUGCGUAAACGGAAAAGCAGCUAGUGUGGUGUUUCCUUGUUGACCUCAGCAGAUGAACUGAACUGAUAGUGUUCAUUCAGAUUCAGGAAAUUAUCUGAAUCUUGGUUUGUGUAGAUUUGCAAUCUACAUGCAAUGUUAACUAAAUCAGAUAACUUUUACAGUUUCACAUGUGUACAUAGGCUCUCCCCACCUUUUUCAGCAUAUACUAUACUAGUUAUUGAACUUUGUAAACUGGCAUUGAAACAUUGCAAGAACGUUUUGUUACGCCAAUUUUAUAAUUUUACAGUGCAAUACGUGUUAUUUUUCAGAGACAAACCAAAGGUUAAUUUCUCAAGGUUCUUGCUACCUGCUUUAGCAGCAUUUGGUGGAGGAUCUUUUAUAUACAUUUGUAAUAGAUGAAAAAAUAAACCAGAUUGCAAAUCUUUUUUUUUUUUUUAAUGCUUAAGCCAUGUACCAAGAUUUUGGUCCAAAUUGUGUAGAAUAAGUUAAACUUAAAUUGCAUUCUAUUAACCAAUAUGAGUGUAUUUCUGUAAGCAUAGUUAUGUUGAAAUAAAGUUUUAAAAAGCA